Linum trigynum is the source of this 3365-nucleotide messenger RNA. The record is from the annotation of a GenBank genome assembly. NCBI's taxonomy places the organism in Eukaryota, Viridiplantae, Streptophyta, Magnoliopsida, Malpighiales, Linaceae.
AAGAAUAAAUUAUAUCUACAUAUUAAGUUGUCGGAAGUAGUGGAUGUAUUUAUUAUAUUGUUUUGCAUUCCUUCCACUUGCACUUGUUUUGCUCCCCCAUUGUUGGGUCUCAUGUCGCAUGGACAUCGAUGAUGGGCACCACUGCCAUUUCUUGGGAACAAGAAAGAGUAGAAGUACAACAUCUCACCGUCCAAAUCUUGUAACCAAAUAGGCACAUUCCUUCCAACUCCUAACAUGAUCUCCAUGUCCAUGAGUCACAAUAAAAGAAAAGGCGAGACAACGAGCUUGAUUACUCUGCAACUUCGCCAAAACACUUGAUGAGAUUUCGUCACAACCGCUUCUAGUAGCGUAUCAGUCCAUCUUAUAGUGUUACCAGAUGAAGUGGUAUGCUGUGAGAGAUGGUUGUGAAAAUGACAAUUCUUUAGAAGUUGUGACAAGAUCGGUCCUCCAAAACACUCUUGUAAACGGAGUUGCCAAACCUCGCGUCGCAAUAAAUUAAAGUCCCAACUGAUUUAUUGUGGUAGGUUGGAUUGACCUUAAGAAAAUCGAUUAAAUGCUCUAUAUUAAUCAAUGUUGUAGUGGGCGAAAUUAGUUUUAUUAGGUGAGAUUACCCUUCUUUCAAUAAAUUCAUCCAUUAGUACUCUGUCUGAAAGUGUCUCAGAAAACCUGAGUUGCUCUUUAUUGAAUAUAUAUUUAUAUACAACAGUAGAUGUAACAGAAGGGCAAAUCCGUCGCAGAGGAUUGCUGAAACUAAAAAAAACCAACCGAUAAAACAUGGCUACAAGAACGCUCCAAACCACCUUGAUGAUGAGCUUGGCAUGGCUACUCUUCAUCAUCACCACGUCCGCCGCGGCCGACGAUCAGUCCCCGCCGGUCCUAGACACGGACGGGCAGCCCGUGAUGCGCGGAACAGACUACCACAUCCUGCCGGCCGCCGCCGCGCCCGACCCAGCAGGCGGGCUGACCCUGGCUUCGCUGCCCAGCCCAAACCGCUGUCCGCUCUACGUCGCCCAGGAGCCCCCGGAAGCGGAGCCGUCCGAGGGGCACCCGGUUCACUUCUCCCCCGUGACGGCGGACGAGAACGUCGUCAGAGAAGCGAGGGACGUGGUUGCUACAUUCUCCGUCGCCACGACCUGCGCGAGGUCCACGUCGUGGAGGAUCGGCGUGGAGGAUGGGGAGACCGGGAGGAGGUUCGUCGCGACGGAAGGGCUGCCGUCGUACUUCAGGAUCGACGCGACGGCGACCGGCGGCGCGUACCAGAUCGCGAGCUGCGACGACGGGCCUGGGUGCGGAGCUGCCGGCAUUUUGAUGAGGGAAGGUGGUAGGUUCCUGGCUCUGGAUGGCCCCGCUUUUCCCUUCCGCUUCAAGAGGGUUUAGAGGAGUAAUUAGUAAUGGUGCAUAAUAAUCUCUGAUUAUGCAACAAUACAUAAUGUUGUUAAUCAUGGGUGGUACGACACAUUACCAUGGUGGUAUACUGGUAUUGUUUCGUACUAUAUAAUGGUAUGAUGAUAUCUCGUAUAGUCAGUGGCCGGAUCCAGAAAUUUUUCAUAGGGGUGUCCUCUUUUAAAAAAUAAAUUAAAUAAAAUAAAAAUAAUUAAUAAAAAUAAAAUUAUAAAUAUGAAAAUACCUUAUUCGUAUAGGUUAAAAAAGUCCAUGAUAUGUUUUCAUAUUCCGAAAUAAUUGUAGAAUACACUUGAUGUCUAUAGUGUUAAAAAAAUUGUCUCUAUAUACACUACUAGACAAUCAUUCACGAACUUAUCGCAUAUUCGAUUUGUAAACUUGUUCUUGAUGUAACCCAAACUGAAAAACUCUUUCAACACUUGCCAUACAAUCAUAAAAUCAAUACGAAUUAAGGGUAGUUUGAAAUAGUUUAAUUGUUAGAUUUUUAAAAUAAUUAGAGAUAGGGAAUGUCAUUUUACUCACAUUGUUCAAAAUCGAACAACAAAUGAGUUUAGCUCAACGGAAAUUAGGUUAUUAAUAAUAAUAGUGUUCUAGAUUUGAAUUAUCCAACCUACCACUUAUAUUCCUAUACACAAAUGACAUAAAGACAAUCAUUUUUUUAAAUUUAAGGGGUGUCCCUCACUAUCAAUUUUUUUUUGUCCAUACGUAAAUUAUUACCGGGGUUGGACAAUCGUUUUCCCAAAAUUUAGGGGUGUCCGGGGACAUCCCUAAACCCCCCUGGGUCCGCCCAUGCGUAUAGUAAUAAGAUGGGUUAAUUGCAUGGUUGGUUAUUGAGAUUAAAAAAACGUUCAAGUUUGGUCACUCGAAAUAUUUUAACCUGAUUGGGACUCGUACGUCUCGACCUCAUCUCCUCCGAUUCUGACUCCGACAAGGAGCCAUGAUGCUACUCGCUUCCCAGGGGAGUUGAUGCGGUGAAGGAGUACACCAGCGAGAACGAAGGAGGGAAGAAGGGGGUCUCGACGGGGCGGAAACUAAGGAGGAACCCGAGGCGGCGGAGGUUGGUAAGUGAGGUGUCGACCGACGGCGGCCGAGAGUGAAGGGGGGUCGGGAGCGGAGAAAGCGAGAACGGCGGGGGGGGGGGGGGGAGGAGGCUUAAUUUCUCUUAGAAGAAAUUAUGAUUUUUUAUUUAUUUUAAAUAAAAAGGAUAAUGAGGUGGAAAUGAGAUGACUGUUUUAAAAAAAUUAUUAUUUUUAAAUUGCCACUCACACAUUUAACGGUCAACUUUUAGCGUUGACCGCCACGUAAGCAAAAGUUCACGAAGUUGAACGGAGAGUGACCAAACGUGAACGGUUUCAAUAAACUGAAGUACCACCAAUGAAUUUAUAUAUUCCGAGUGACCAAAUUUGAACGUGCAAUUAACCCAACAUUAUUAUUAUUGUUGUUCCCAUACUUGUAGCAAUCUCUGCAUACAAGUGAAAUGAAUUGCCAUCAUGGGUAGAGGUGGUCUAAAGGAGUAAUGGAACUCCCCUUCUUGCGACAGAAGCUCAAAAUGUGAGACAUUGGUACUCAUGAGAGAUCAUUUGAUCUUCUUAUCUAGUGGGGGAAAAAAAGACACGUCUGUGUUCUUCAGCCCUUCACAAGAUGCAUCGGAAAUGAAGACAAAAACGAUGAUCUGAGAUGCUUAUGGGCCUUCUUAUUCCUGACUCUGUUUUGUAUGGGCCCAUUUAGAAAUAGUAUUUGGACCUAACCUCCCAUGGGAGCUAUUCAGAGAUAAGGGGCCUGAGGCACUAAGAAGAAAGACCAUUGAGCACGAGGGGGAGAGAACUCUAGAUUAUAGAAGGAUUUUAUACAAUGUAAAAAACCAAUUAAUUCAAUAAUUUGAUUUGUUAAAAAAUGUAAUAUAUCGUUUAUUAACAAUUUGUGCUAUAUUGGUUGAAUCCGUUUAAGAAAAUUUACUUUGAAGA